Cinara cedri is the source of this 2267-nucleotide messenger RNA. Lineage: Eukaryota; Metazoa; Arthropoda; Insecta; Hemiptera; Aphididae. The record is from the annotation of a GenBank genome assembly.
GUUUUUCAAACACAAUUAUAUAUACGACGUUAUUUGGUUGCUAGCGAUGACCAGGCCGGGACACAGUUACGAUGAUAUAGAAAUGACCAAAAAUAUAUUUACGCUCAACACUAUCGUACAAAUGCAGAGUUGGCGUUGGAAUCCGAGUAACAUGGACAGUUUAGCGCAUCAGGUAAUUUUUUUUGAAAAUAAAUUGUGUAGGUUUGUCGAACUGAACGGAGUUUCGUCAAAAAUUACUGAGGAUAAUUGGCAAGAAAUGUCUAGCAUGAUGUACUUGGCAUUGGGAUGCAAAUGUGGCGAGACGAUUAGAGACAUAAUGAGUAGCUUGCUGACGAUAUUUUCAGAUCAUCAUUUUGGAUCUCUAGAACAGGACCUUAUUAAUAUCAACCGGGUGAUUUUGAAAACCCUAGCCGCCCUAUUAGAUUUUGCGGACAAAGCGCCAAACGUAUUGUCUCUCGGAUCAACUAUGUUAAUUAAAAUGUCGUUGAAAUUUAAUUUACACAUUAAUUUUAUGCUGAUGAGAAUCAAAGAAAAAUCAAUUUUAUUAGACUUUCAAUUAUUGUUAGAUUGCAAAAAGAUAAUAUUUCAAAUAAUCAAUUUAGUGGAACGUUUUAUAAUAUCGAAUUGUUUUGUCAAAGUAUUGAAACCGACCGAAAUGAAUAAUGUGGUGAACAAAACGAUACGGUUUGAUAGAGAACAAAUUUGUAAUAUUACCAGUAGGUUUGAAUAUUUACUGAACAAUUCGGGCUUAUCGACGACUCAUUAUUUUAAAUACAAUAUUAAUAACUGGUCAUGGCUGGAAAACCAAAACAAAUUGUAUGAAAGUUUGCUAAAUGAAACAAAUUCGAAAAAUGUAAUCGAAGAGGUAUCGAGUUAUUUAAAUACUAUACUCGGUAUCAACGCGUUCGAUCCAAAAUUAGCGGGUUUGGAUAAUAUGACGAAUAUAUUAUCGUAUCGAAAUAAGAUUUUCGAUUUAAUAACUUACAUCAUUUACCGCAAAACUAAUAAUUAUUUAGAAUGGAGUAAGAAGAAUAUACCACAGAUAACGGGACAAACGGGAAGUAAAUUUGAUUCUGAACAGAGUAUUUCACAAAAAAAAAUUAAGUACUUUGAUGAAUUUUAUAUUAAAGACAGGAAAUUAAUACGAAUUUACAAAGAACUCCGCAUAAAAUCGGAGCUUCAAAAUUUCCCGGUGAACAUUGUAAAUCACAUUUCCACGAUCGAAAUAAUAAUAACCGACGUAAUUCGGUUCGGGGAAUAUCAAAAUUUAAACUGUUUUGUGGAAAAAAUGGAACAUUUUUUCCGUGACGUUAAGAAAAGUGAAAUCUUCUCCCAGAAUAACUUGAGCGACUUUUUGAGUGAAGACCCUGUAUUUAUAAAAAAAAAAGACUAUGAAUUGCAUAAUUUCUUACAUGAAAUAUUAACAGAACGAUCUUUCGGGUAUUUCAAUCAAAUUUUUAACCUGCUACUGGCAAAUGAUUUCCCAGAGAACAAUGGAAUGUUUGCGAAACACAAUCACGAUUUAAAUAUAAUCGAUAUUGACACGAGUGUUAUUUCCGGACAAAUGAGUAAUGAUAAUAAUCAUAUAUUAUCGUUAUAUGCAAAGUGUUUAGAUGUUCAAUUGCAGAUAAGCAUAUAUUCAAUGACAGAGAACCGCUUUGAAGUUUUUCAAAAACGUUUUUCACUCAUUUCGAAGAUGUUAAACCAGAUAAUAAAAACCGAAAAAAUGAGGCAAGGCAACCGUUACAUACAUCUUUUAUAUUACGCGCGUGAUUAUUACACUUUGAAUAUAAUAACUUGGAUGAAUUGCAUAAAUGACAUUAACACGCCCGUCGAUAAGAUCAAUAGAAUUAUGUAUUACGUCACGAACUUGGUCGAUAAAUAUCAAAUAUAUAACUACGCUUCGCCAGAUUAUCGAGAUUCGGUAUACAUGGACUUUAUAAACGAUCCGGUGAAGAUGCAAAAUAAUUUAAAUGCAGACCCCAUUGAAAGUCAUGGCGAUUCCACUUACACAAUGUAUAAUCGAUUAGAUAAAGAUUCAGAUGAAUCGUUUCAUGAUAUCAAUGAAUUCAUACCUGACGACCCUAACGACGCUGAAGACAUAAAUUAAUAAAUAUAAUUUCAACAUUUAAAAAAAAAUAUAAACAAUUUAUAACGUUUUUAAUUUGGCCAUCCCUACAUAUUAUAUAAGUACUGUUACAUAAUAUCAAAUAAGAAUAUACGUUUAAAUUGUAAGAUUCUUAAUUAAGUUCAUAUUAAUAUCACGC